Messenger RNA from Staurois parvus, 294 nucleotides. The record is from the annotation of a GenBank genome assembly. Lineage: Eukaryota; Metazoa; Chordata; Amphibia; Anura; Ranidae.
GAUGACCAGAAACUGCAGACAGUACAGGGGAUGACCAGAGACUGCGGACAUAGUACAGGGGAUGUCCAGAGACUGCAGACAGUACAGGGGAUGACCAGAGACUACAUAGUACAGGGGAUGUCCAGAGAUACGCAGAUACAGUACAGAUGACCAGAGACUGCGGACGCAGUACAGGGGAUGACCAAGAGACUGCAGACAGUACAGGAGAUGUCCAGAGACUGUGGACCUUUGGGGAGGGAGGGGGAGCGGGUGCCUGAAUUUGACAGAAAACGCCAGACCAUUCACAAAGCGCAG